Molecule: messenger RNA, 985 nt
Organism: Vigna umbellata (rice bean)
Lineage: Eukaryota; Viridiplantae; Streptophyta; Magnoliopsida; Fabales; Fabaceae
Source: RefSeq, a predicted model, not a curated record
UGCAAGUGAAUCUGAAUGGUAGAGUCCAUGAACGACAAAUGCUAACGGCGGAAGAAAGUGGUCCCCCAAAGCGCUGCAACGCGAGAGAGCCUCCUCUGCUACAAUGCGCAGAGCUGGUGCUACCCUACCUUAACCCUUCAGAACUUGCCAACGUCUCUCUCACCUGCAAGCCACUUUUCAAACUCUCUCGCACCAUCACCAUCCGCCGCGCCUCCGACGCCUCCAGAACCUUCGAGACCCUUCCGAUUCCGUUCCUCAACACGGUCGAUUCCCACCCAUACGCGCCCUUCCUCUACACGCGUUCCCUCGUUCUCUCCUCCCCACUCUCCCUCCUGCGCCAGCCCUGGGGCUCUUCGGCAGUUUCCCCCUCCGCGCAGUCUCGCCUUCUUAGCGCCGAGUCAGUGGGCUUCGUCGAUGGCGAGGGCCGGGCCAUGUCGGGCUGCGAGUGCGAGGCGUGCGAUGGCGGUGAGUGUCCUUGUGCUGGCCUGGAUGGGCUGGAUGACGUUGGCAGAGAGUGCGGGCCCGGGUGCUGGUGUGGGCCUGAGUGUGGGAACCGGUUGACACGGAAUGGGGUGGCGGUGAGGGUGAAGAUUGUGAGGCAUUGGAGGAAAGGAUGGGGGUUGCAUGCGGAUCAGUUAAUCGCGAAAAGUGAGUUUGUGUUUGAGUAUGCAGGCCACCCCAGCUCUGGUGUUUCCAAUAAUGAUAUUAAUCUUAAAAUGACAGAGUUAACUGGUAGGUCUCGACCAAGGUUUUAAAUUGCAGUUGCUAUCAUGGUUUCCUUGUGAUCCUUGACAUUUGGAGCAUGCGCGACUCGAGCCAGUGCAGCUACAAUUGUGGUUGCAUAGCCCAAAAUUCCAUGCUUUUGUUGCUGAAAUUAUGGUGGUAGACUGUUUUCUAAAAGUAUUAACAAAUCUAACAUGAAGUCUAUUAUGUGAUUUUAGUUUAGAUCUUCAAUUAAAAUUAGAGUUUUCUUAUGCUUAGGACU